This is a messenger RNA of Zingiber officinale, 3199 nucleotides long. Its product is annotated as probable galacturonosyltransferase 3. Gene Ontology annotation, molecular function: polygalacturonate 4-alpha-galacturonosyltransferase activity. The transcript is spliced from 8 exons. The record is from RefSeq and is a predicted model, not a curated record. Bases 1118 to 3049 code for a protein of 643 amino acids. NCBI's taxonomy places the organism in Eukaryota, Viridiplantae, Streptophyta, Magnoliopsida, Zingiberales, Zingiberaceae.
AUGUCUCGUGUUUCAGGCUCCUUAUCGCAUCCAUAUCAUUGAAUUGGGCCGGAGCAGGGAUCUCCUGGUCCGCAAAUUGCGGACCAGGGGAUGUGCCAUUUUCAUUUGCGGUGAGAUCAUAAUUGUGAUCCGGUCGUAAAUGGUUAUGAUCUCUUUUUGGGUUCGUCGUCUCAAUCAGGUUAUAAUUUUUAUUCUGAGCGGGCGGUUAGAGGUCGCUUGAAGGACACCCUCGCUCAGCGCCCAAUAAUUUGGCCACUUAUCCACCAUCAAAGGCCUUCGGACGACUUCCGGUCAUCAACUCCAAAUAAAAACUAUAACCUGAUGGGGACGGUGAACCCUGGAAGAGAUCGCAAUAAUUUACGAUCGGAUCACGAUCAUAAUCUGACCGUAAAUACGAGUGGCACAUCCCCUAGACCAUAAAAGAGUGGUCAAGAGAUCUAUGCUCUGAAUUGAGGGGGACAAUCCUCUCGUCCGCAAUUUGCGGACCAGGGGAUGGUCCACUAGUGUAGACCCUUGAUUUGGAUGGACCUUACCAAUUUAAAGGUGAGCUCCAUCCAAAUCAAUGGUCCUCAUACAGUGGAGCAUCCCCUGAUCCGCAAAUUACGGACCAGAAGAUCCGGCCCGUGAAUUGAGAGGCCUUACUGAACCGGGUCUAAUCAAACCCGAUCUAAUCAAUCCCGGUCUAACCAUAAGGAUUGGAUCGGACCGUUUCUUCUCGCUUUCUUGCCGAUCCCUCGCCUCGUUCCAUCCUCACUGUUUCCAUGUUUGGCUACCGGCGGCAACCUCCUUCACUCUUGACGACGCCUACGGGAGACAGCAGCGGGGAGGUGAAGCGGCACGGAGAUAUAUUACCAAUUUCUUCUGUCUCUUCUACGCCCUCUCGUGUUUCCAUCAUUGGCAUGAAUCGAGCAACUCCAUAGCCCGAUCUCCAACUGAGGCUCGUACUUGGUUUUGGAUCCAGUCGAUCGAUUUGGGAUGGAUCUGUGCACCGAUUUGAUGGAUUAGCGUUCCAUAUUCUAAAUCCAGUGUAUCAUACUGCCUUGUUUCAGCAAAAAAAAAAAUGUUUGACCUUGGUGUGGGACGUUACUGAAACCAACUAGGAGAUUGUGGCGCGGAGAUGGAGAAAGGUUUCUUCGACAUUCAAAUCCUUCUCAUCAUAGUGGCUGCAGCCUUUUUCUUCAUUCAGGUACAUGGUUUCACAGCAGAUUCUUCACUUGGACAAGGAAAUUUCCAGCAACCAGAGGAGAAUAUUUAUAUAGCUGUAUCCUAUGUGGACUCUUCUGGUAAGUUCCGAACUCAGAAGGUUGAUUCAAAGACCUUAUCGUCAUCCUGGGUCUGGGAGAGUUCAAUUGAUGGAAAUCUUAGCCAACAAAUUAUUGGACAGAUCCCAGAAAAGUUGACUGAACACCCUAUGAAUGUUACCGAAGAGAGUGUUCAUCCUCCAACUUACUAUAAUCAACCAUCCAAUCCUAUAGAUCCAAUCAAGCUUAGACGUCUGCGAUUGCGGGAAAAAAGGAAGGAACAACGAAUUGCAGAUCUUGUUCAUAUGAGCAAAGACACUGAAAUGCAGAUGCAAAAAGCAGCCAUCCGACGUACACAAGAGUUCAUCAACACAAGAAAGUCAUGGUAUAGCAUAUGGAGGAAAGAAUAUUUUAAUCCUCUCUCUGAUUCCACUCUUAAACUGAUGAGAGAUCAGAUUGUAAUGGCUAAGGUGUAUGCUAGUGUUGCUCGUUCCACUGGAAAACUCGACCUUUAUGAUUCUCUGAUUAGACGCAUCAAAGAAAGUCAACAUGCUACUCGAAAUGCAAAUUCAGAUUCUGAGCUACAGGAGAGCAGUGCUCUUGAACAAGCAAAAGCUAUGGGCUAUGUCCUGUCCGAUGCAAAAGACAAGCUACACGAUGGUGCUGUUAUCACAAGAAAGUUGCGGACUAUGCUUCAAUCAUUAGAGGACACCAUAAACACAGUUAAGAAACACAGUACAUUUUUAGUUCAGCAUGCUGCAAAGACAAUGCCCAAACCGGUCCAUUGUCUAUCUUUACAACUUACAACUGAUUACUUCAUGAGCAACAAUAUUAACAAAGAAGUAUCAAAUGAGAAGCUUGAGGAUCCCUCACUUUACCAUUAUGCUAUAUUCUCCGAUAAUGUUCUCGCUACCUCAGUUGUUGUCAACUCUACUGUUAUGAAUGCCAUAGAACCAGAGAAGCAUGUGUUUCACAUUGUCACAGACAAACUAAACUUUGCAGCCAUGAAGAUGUGGUUCAUUGCUCAUCCCCUGCCAGCGUCUGUCAAUGUGGAAAACAUCGAUGAAUUCAAGUGGCUUAAUUCCUCCUACUGCUCUGUUCUUCGCCAACUUGAAUCUGCCAGAAUCCAAGAGUACUACUUCAAAGCGACUCAUCCAUCAUCUCUUUCUGCUGGAAAUGAAAAUCUUAAAUACAGGAAUCCCAAGUAUUUGUCAAUGCUUAACCAUCUAAGAUUCUACAUGCCAGAGGUUUAUCCUAAACUUGACAAGUUGCUUUUCCUCGAUGAUGAUAUUGUGGUGCAAAAGGAUCUGACACCGCUCUGGUCCAUAGAUAUGAAAGGAAUGGUCAAUGGUGCAGUUGAGACAUGCAAAGAGAGCUUUCAUCGGUUUGAUACCUAUCUCAAUUUCUCGAACCCACUAAUAUCUCAUAAUUUUGAUCCUCAAGCAUGUGGGUGGGCCUUUGGGAUGAAUAUAUUCGACCUAAAGGAAUGGAAGAAACGAAAUAUCACUGGAAUUUAUCAUUAUUGGCAGGAUUCGAAUGAGGACCGUAAACUGUGGAAGCUCGGGACACUGCCGCCGGGACUGAUUACUUUCUACAAUUUGACAUUACCAUUGGAUCGUAGUUGGCAUGUUUUAGGGCUUGGGUAUGAUCCAGCCAUAAACCCUUCAGACAUAGAGAAUGCUGCUGUUAUUCACUAUAAUGGCAAUUACAAGCCAUGGUUGGAUCUUGCCUUUACCAAGUACAAGAUGUAUUGGUCUAGGUAUGUUAAUGUUGACAACUCAUAUAUUAAAGAAUGCUAUGCUUACUGAUGAUGAGCAAUAUUAAUAGUUCGUCUUGCUUUCCUUCCCUCCCUCUCUUGUUUUUUGCCUUUUGCUUGAUUGUCUUUGUUAGCAUCAAUUUUAUCUCCAUUCGAUGUGACACAAUCACCUUAAUGAAGUAAUUGCUGUUUCAUGAACUCA